This is a messenger RNA of Ctenopharyngodon idella (grass carp), 11300 nucleotides long. Its product is annotated as transient receptor potential cation channel subfamily M member 1-like. The record is from RefSeq and is a predicted model, not a curated record. Bases 4795 to 9975 code for a protein of 1726 amino acids. The transcript is spliced from 28 exons. Gene Ontology annotation, cellular component: membrane. NCBI's taxonomy places the organism in Eukaryota, Metazoa, Chordata, Actinopteri, Cypriniformes, Xenocyprididae. Gene Ontology annotation, molecular function: calcium channel activity. Gene Ontology annotation, biological process: calcium ion transport into cytosol; protein tetramerization.
GCAGCACCUGGGGGUAAGGACACACAAGGCGAGAGAAAAGGAGAUGGAAGGAUGAGGAGAGACAGAGAUGAGAGAGGGGACAGAGGAAAAGAAAAAAAUUUUUUGGUCCGUUUCCCAGACACACUGCCGCUCAGUCCUCAACCAGCCGAGAGGCCCUCACUCGCUGUACUGGACACUCUUCGAUGGAUGGCUCGAUACUCCUCCGCCUCCUGGCGGACAAUGAAGGCUCCUCCGGUUACGGGCACCCGGCAGCAAGCUCCCUGUUCCCUCGGUCUGCCUGCUCCUCCCCAUCAUGGCGGAAGGCAGCAGGUCUGGCCUCUGGCGAAUGGCGGCAACUCCUUUGUCCCGUUACAGAUGGCAGCCACCCCUCCUCGACCCAGGAGCAUGGCACCACCUCCUUUAGCACCACCGCCUCAGCACCGUGAUCCCCCUCAGCAGCGAGGGUUCUCUGACACCGUGUCCUUCCUUCCUCCCGGGUUUCGGCAGCAAUGUAGCAAUGUUUAAAGUUCAGGGAAGAAGGAGGCGGGAACUGGCAAACGCUCAACAUAAUUUUAAUAAUAAAAUAAACAAACAACAAAACCAAAGCCCCUCACGGAUGACUGCCGCAUAAAUGAAAACAAAACAACAACAUAAAGUCCAGGCCUGGUCCUCUCUCGUCCUUCACUGUCGUCACUCGUCCUUUUAUCUUUCCGGAGCUCCUCUGUGAGACUUGAAGCGGGUGAGGCCCAUUAGCAGUCGCUGCUCUCAGCCCCACCCUGCUUGCCACUUAUGCGCUUUGGCCGUUCAUUUACACGACAAUGGCAUUUGGGGGCCUGAAAACGCAAACUUUUCGAAAAAAGAGCUACUUUUUAAAAACGAUACCGCUAUCAUCUCUGUGUAAACUACAAAAAUGCGAAUUUAUGAAAACUGUGACGUCACGUACAUGCAUAUUAUGUGUCCAGUCUAUAGGUGCGUAGUGUUUCUUUACAAAGUGACAUCGCCAUCUACUGGCCUGACAUGAAUAAUACAGGCCAGUCAUUUUUGCGGAUCCAUGUGAAUGGGGAUAGUUUUGACAAUCUUUGCGACAAAUGCAAAGCAAAACGUUUCCGUUUUUAGUACAUCUUUAUCGUGUAAACAUACCCUAAGUAAAACAUAUCAGCUAAUUAAGUCAUUUAUAUGGCCCCCAACUUCCUGUUUCAACAGGAAAUAAAUUGGCAUAGGAAUGAAAUCUGCAAUUGUCAAGUGAGUUCAAUGCUAAAAUUUUGAUUGUUCAAUAACCAUGAAUGUAUCAACCCCCUUUCAUCAAAACAGACCUCAAGGAGGUCAUAUUAGUUAGGUUAAUUAGCAAAAUCUGUGACUGGCUAAGUGUAAAUUGAUUUUAUGUGGUGGAUGCUUGCUGAGGCUAGCAGUAAUCCACUCUGAAACAAUGCUGCGGGGAAAGGCUUUGUCGUCUUCACACAAUACAGCAGAAAAGAACUCAUUGAAACAAACACACUUAAACUACGUCUGCUAGCUGCCAAUGAGGAGCAGCUCUAUUCAUGAGGCAUCAAUCAGUGGGCUGGUGGGACAUGUCUGAUGGAGGAAGAGGAGGAAACUCUCAUCUCCUUGUCUCCUUUGCCCUCUCUCCAUUCAGCCGCACAGUUUGACCCACACGCAUUGAUGACGGCAUAUGGGCCUCUUGCCUACCCCUAUUCAAACUCAACAGCGACACGUAAUCUACAUGUGCACUAUGUACACUACGCUCAUGUAACCUAUAUCACACAAUGGCAUGGCCUUAGGGCACAUGUAUGUAAUGUACUCAAGGUAGACCUUUGAACAUUGUUUCUUUAGUAAAAGAAUUUUUCCAUAAUGGAUCUCAACAGUGAUUGGUGGUUGUUUCUUCAGGAUUAUGAGUAAUGUAGUUUUUUUGCACAGAAUUUGGCUAAUACUUUUUUUUUUUUUUUUUUUUUUUAAAUUGGCAUUGAUUUGUGGCUUGUGGUUUUCCGCUUAACCAAAUUGACACUUAUGGUACAGUAGAUCUUCAAAGGUUUAUUUGUAAUGGUUACAAUCUAUUGAAUGAAUGGGAUUUUUUACUUUUGGUAUCCUACUGUUGGAUUCUAUUGGGGCACAAUCCAUAAUCACAUUGUAGCAAUCAUUCCAGCCAACUUUGUCAUGCGGGAUAAACUAUGGAAAUUGACAGAACAUCAAUAUUCCAACAUCCACACCUCACAGCAGAUGUCAAUAGGGUGCAUAUAUGAAGAGCCAAACAGGCCAUGCCCUCUAGCAACUAAUAAGAGGACAGAUUAACAAAGCUCUCAUUAAAUGAGAACAAAUCCUUAUGAAACACAGAGAGGUCACAGGCUGGAUGUGAAGUCAACUGCCAAACUGAAAUACCAAAAUCAUUGUUAAAAACAUUAAAUGGUAUUUUGAACACCAUUUGAUUUAAAUCAUUCAAUACUGUCUUUAUUUAAUAUUGUUUCAAAAACAAAACAACGAAGUGGAUUGUUCUUAUUGAUUUAUUCUCAAGGGAUUUUCAGCUUGAAGGAAAUGUUCUCAGGGCAGUCAAACUGACCACAAUAAAAAACAAGGCUAAACACAAACAAACUGACCACUGGCUCUUUAUAGAAACUUUAACUCCAUAGGUCUGCACAGUAAACAUCUAUAUUUUGAAUUACAUUAUUUGAAGCCAGUGCAGUGGGCAUUUCUGCUUUCAAACUUGUUUGUCAGGAAAUCUUAUGAAACCAAAAUGAGAAUUGCAUCUGGCAGCGCAUAAAUGCCAUCUUUCAGUGCUUGCGAUUCUGUCUGUAGCUUGUUCUUUUGGUGCUCAACAAUGACUCCAAAGGACUGUGAUGUACAGUCUGUGUGAAAUGGGGAUGUAAUUAUAGCUAACAUGAGAUAUAUCAAGAACGCAUUUUCCAAUAAAUAAGCAGAUUCAGUACAUUGGCUUAAAUUACAUCAUUAGCUGACCUCACCCUUGUUGAGCAAUGCAUGCAUUUAUGGCAUAUUUUUAUUGAGUGCAGGAGGUAUAGGUAUUAUUGCAUGUUCUCACAUGCUGAGGUUGUAAUGUAUUUGUUAUUAUGGCCUUGAAUGGAAUUCAUUAGUCACAUCUGACACAUGCUCUUUGCAUUCAAAAUUGGACUUUGGAAACAUAAACAAUUAAGCACUGUACACAAAACCACUGUUAUAGCGUUGCACAACAUAGUGAGGUAAAAUCGCAGACAAUAAUGUGAAUCAUUUUAAACAAGAGCUCUGAGAGUUAGGGAAGAAGAAAAGAUGAUUGUAACACUUGUUUAGUUUGUUUUUGUUCAGAAAAUGUAUAGCCUAAAGCUAUACUAUACAAAGCCUUAAAUAUAGUGGCAAUUAAAAUUCUAACUAAAAUUAGUUAGAUACACAUUGUGUCAGAUAAACAAUGUAAUGGAAGUAGAAAACAUAUUUAAAAUGGAUUACUGAAAAGAAAAAAUGUAGGGCGGGGACUUUGUUCAAUUCACUGGUUGUUGAUUGGAUGGAGUCUGAAUUCUCCACAUGAAAGACAGACAACUGGCGAAUCAAUAUGCUACUUGUUUUCUCACCAAACAGUAAAAGUUUAAGUAGAUUAAACUUAAUUAAAAUUUGGAGUGUGUAUUAUGAGAAUAACUGACAUUAUGAUUAACAGAUUGCACAUAACUAUGCAACAGAACGCAAUUUUGCGAUGUGUUAGUAUGUCCCAAAGCUUGCCUACUCUUCUGCUAUACUUUUUUUCUUCACAAAAAGAGUAGAUACUUUUAUGCCGUAGUAUAUAGGCGACGUGGGAUGCAGCAUCUGGACCAACGGAUUCAAUGUGUUUCCAUCCAAAGUUGCGAAUUUAACUUGCGCAAAUUAGAAAAUUGCAUAAAACAUUUGCGAAUAAAGCACCAUUUCCAUCCAACGAGAUGAAGACAACAAAAUCGUCACUUCCUGAUAAACAGGCGUCAAAUAUCACUAAGAAAAAUGUAGUACGAGAACUGUGGGUCUUUUUUCGUAUAUAAAUUACUUGUGUGCCAGAGUGCACAGACAAAACGCAAAAAGCACGGUCAUGUUAUCUUGCUUUCGGAGGAUGGGAACUAGGCCUAUUAAAAAAAAUAGACUCAAAAAAACAGUUUGUUCAUGAAUCAGUCAUCACUACUUCUCUCACAAACACCAAUGGUUUCAACAACUUUUAUGAUAGUUUUAUGAUGUAUUUUUUGAUAUUUUGCAAGAAAAAAAAUCAUCAGAAGAAAAAUAAAGUCACGUUUGGAACAAGUGGAAGAGUAAAUGAUUUUCAUUUUGUGGUGAACUAUCACUUUAAUUUCAGAGGCAUUUUUAAAAUUAUUCAUCUAUUUAAAUAGAUUUUUAAUUGCACCAUCCAUGAAUAUUUAAGUUCAAAUAGUGCCAUAAUAGCUACAAAAGGAUGUAUUCUACCCCUCAGAGCGAAAACAAAACCCUCCCCCGUUGAGUGCAAAUUCUUUGUAUGGUUGUUUUGAUCGGAGUGCAGCGAGUCAACGGGUUCAAAAGUGGGCGCGGCUCAGGGGCUGCGUAGCGUUCAACUCUCUUUCCCCAAACCCAGUAUUCUGCUCUCUCACACGACAAAAUGUGUCAUGCCUGCGUAAAUAUCAUUUCUCGCAGCCUUACCAAAAGCUGCAGCGCACCAGAAAUAUUGUUCACUGUUUGUCCUCAAGUGACCCGCUGCAGAAUUAAGGGCGGGAGAACCCAAAGAGUGAACAUCAGGAGAUGAGCUUGCACGCUUGCUAGUGCUGGGACCGCUUUAGAGACAGAGCAAAAGAGGGUCUUAGAGGGUCCGACACAGUCAUGAGUCUUUGAGGUGCAGCGUGAACCGGAUACAUGGAGCGGGCCAGCAGGAGAGCCAGUGGCUCUAUCAAACGGGCCUCCAUCAAACGCUCAGCAUCAGGGUCUCAGAAGGGCCAGAAAACUUGGAUUGAGAAAACAUUUCACAAAAGAGAAUGUAUCCAUAUAUUUCCAGCCAAGGAUCCAACCCGGUGUGCCUGUGGUUAUCUAGUGACUCAGCACACUGCCAUUCCUGCAGUCAACAAGCCAUCAGAAGAAAACCAUCUUGUGCAAGUGGACCCUCCUCAAGAAAAAUGGUCGGUGAUCAGACAUACCCAGAUUGCCCCUACUGACGCUUAUGGCACCAUUGAAUUUCAAGGAGGAGGAUUUGUCAACAAAGCCAUGUAUAUUCGGGUGUCGCAUGAUACUAAGCCGGACAGUUUGUUGCAUCUUAUGGUGAAGGAAUGGCAGCUGGAGUUGCCCACGCUGCUUAUAUCAGUUCAUGGUGGCCUUCAGAACUUUGACCUGCAGCCCAAACUUAAGCAAGUCUUUGGGAAAGGCCUGAUCAAGGCUGCCGUGACUACCGGAGCAUGGAUCUUCACUGGUGGAGUCAGCACUGGAGUGAUCCGGCAUGUUGGAGAUGCUUUAAAGGACCACUCUUCUAAAUCCAGAUGGAAGGUCUGCGCUAUAGGCAUCGCUCCAUGGGGAAUCCUGGAAAGCAAAGAGGAUCUAAUUGGAAAAGAUGUUAACAAACCAUACCAGGCCAUCUCCAACCCUCUGAGCAAACUUGCCGUUCUCAACAAUAGCCACUCACACUUCAUACUAUCCGAUAAUGGCACAUGUGGGAAAUAUGGGGCGGAGGUCAAACUACGCAGGCAGUUGGAGAAACACAUUUCACUCCAGAAGAUUAACACGCGAUUGGGCCAGGGUGUACCGGUGGUGUGUCUGAUUGUGGAAGGGGGUCCCAAUGUCAUCUCCAUUGUCCUGGAAAGCCUGCGUGAGGAACCACCUGUGCCUGUAGUGGUUUGUGAUGGCAGUGGUCGAGCCUCUGAUAUCAUUUCCUUUGCCCACAAAUACUCGGAGAUUGAAGGACUGGUAAAUGAGGAUGCAAAAGAGCAACUGCUGGUAACCAUCCAGAAAACCUUUAACUACAACAAAAUGCAGUCAGGGCAGAUUCUGCUCAUGGUCAUUGAAUGCAUGAAGAAGAGGGAAUUGAUAACAGUCUUUCGAAUGGGCGCUGAGGGACAAGAUGACAUUGAAAUGGCUAUCCUCACUGCAUUAUUGAAAGGAACAAACGCAUCAGCUCCAGAUCAGCUGAGCUUGGCUCUGGCUUGGAAUAGAGUUGACAUAGCACGCAACCAAAUCUUUGUGUAUGGACACAACCUACCACCUGCGAGUGCUCUUGCUAGCAUUUCCACCAGUGCAGCACCAUCUCAAGAAAAGCAUAAAGGAGCAACUCAACGUAACAAAGGAAAGGUCAGAGGAAAAAAGGGCAAAGGCAAAGCCAAACCAGAGCCACCAGUGGAAACUGACCCCAGAAAGUUAGAACUACUCAACUGGGUGAAUUCCCUCGAGCAGGCCAUGAUGGACGCUUUGGUUUUGGACAGAGUGGAUUUUGUCAAGCUCCUGAUAGAAAAUGGUGUAAACAUUCACCAUUUUCUAACCAUCCCUCGAUUAGAGGAGUUAUACAACACUAAACUGGGUCCUGCCAACACUCUACAUAUUGUAGUAAGAGAUGUUAAAAAGGGGAAUCUCCCUCCGGAUUACCAAAUCACAUUGAUUGACAUUGGACUGGUGGUGGAGUACCUGAUGGGCGGAGCCUAUCGCUGUAACUACACAAGGAAAAACUUCAGAGCUCUUUACAACAAUCUUUAUGGACUGAAGAGGCCUAAAGCCUUGAAGCUGCUUGGAAUGGAGGAUGAUGAACCCAGGACAAAAGGCAAGAAGAAGCAAAAGAAGAAGAAAGAAGAGGAAGAGGACAUUGACGUGGAUGACCCAGAGGUCUGUCGCUUCCACUACCCGUUUCAUGAGCUGAUGGUCUGGGCAGUGCUGAUGAAACGGCAGAAGAUGGCUCUGUUUCUGUGGCAGAGGGGCGAGGAGGCUAUGGCUAAAGCUCUGGUGGCCUGUAAGCUCCUCAAAGCUAUGGCUCACGAGUCGUCUCAGAGUGAGAUGGUGGACGACAUAUCGCAAGACCUCGAUAACAACUCCAAGGAGUUUGGAACCUUGGCCUAUGAGUUGCUGGAUCAGUCCUACAAACAUGAUGAACAGCUAGCCAUGAAACUGUUGACUUACGAGUUAAAGAACUGGAGUAACUCCACCUGUCUGAAGCUGGCAGUGGCUGCCAAGCACAGAGACUUCAUAGCCCACACCUGCAGUCAGAUGCUCCUCACUGACAUGUGGAUGGGCAGCUUAAGGAUGGGUAAAAACCCAGGACUGAAGGUGAUACUCAACCUCGUUUUCCCACCUUUUAUCCUGCUGUUGGAUUUCCGUCUGGGUGAUGACAUGUCUCAUCAAGUAACUGCAGAUAAUGAAGACAGGAAGACCAAGGAUGAUGAUAAGUCUGGCCGGGAUGCCAAUGCAGAUGCAGCCUCUAAGAAAGGAGACGAGGAGGAAGGCAAUAAGAAAAUGAGGCAGAUUCCAAUCGGGACAAAAAUCUAUGAGUUCUACAAUGCCCCUUUCACCAAAUUUUGGUUCAAUACUAUUGCCUACCUUGGCUAUCUCAUGCUGUACAAUUACAUAGUACUGGUGAAGAUGGAGCGUUGGCCAUGUUUACAAGAGUGGAUCGUCAUUUCAUACAUCAUCACUUUGGGGCUAGAGAAAGUCAGACAGAUCUUGAUGUCUGAACCAGGCAAGCUCAAGCAAAAGAUAAACGUGUGGUUGGAGGAGUACUGGAACAUCACAGAUCUGGUGGCCAUCUCCACUUUCUUGCUCGGGCUACUACUUAGGCUUCAAAGUGAACCCUACAUGGGCUACGGUCGUGUGAUCUACUGCGUGGGCAUUAUCUUUUGGUAUAUUCGCGUACUGGACAUAUUUGGAGUCAACAAGUACCUAGGACCCUAUGUCAUGAUGAUAGGGAAAAUGAUGAUUGACAUGCUGUAUUUUGUGGUGAUCAUGUUGGUGGUCCUGAUGAGUUUCGGUGUGGCACGACAGGCCAUCCUCCACCCAGACGAGGAGCCCACGUGGCGCUUGGCUCGCAACAUCUUCUACAUGCCUUAUUGGAUGAUUUAUGGAGAGGUGUUUGCAGAUUCGAUAGACCUUUACGCAAUGGAAAUAAAUCCCCCCUGUGGAGACAAUUUAUAUGAUGAGGAUGGGAAAAAACUUCCACCCUGCAUCCCUGGAGCGUGGCUGACUCCAGCCAUCAUGGCCUGUUAUUUGUUAGUGGCCAACAUCCUGCUUGUGAACUUGCUCAUUGCUGUCUUCAACAACACGUUCUUUGAGGUUAAGUCCAUCUCCAACCAGGUGUGGAAGUUCCAGAGAUAUCAGCUCAUCAUGACCUUCCAUGACAGGCCUGUGCUACCUCCACCACUCAUUAUCUUUAGCCACCUCUACAUCAUAUUCCGCAAACUCUGCUGCCGCUGUAACAAGAAAAAGGAGGGAGAACUGGAUGAGAAGGAUAAAGGAUUAAAGCUUAUUCUCACCCCGGAGGAGCUGAAGAUGCUGUAUGAAUUUGAGGAGCAAUGUGUGGAGGAAUAUUUCAGGGAGAGAGAAGACGAGCAACUGUCUUCAAAUGAUGAGCGUAUCAGGGUUACAAAUGAAAGGGUAGAGAACAUGUCCAUGCGCCUUGAGGAGGUGAAUGAGAGGGAGAACACAAUGAAGGCCUCCCUUCAGACAGUGGACCUUCGUUUGGCCCAGCUAGAAGACAUUAAUGGCCGAAUGGUGAUUGCCUUGGAAAGACUGGUGGGAAUCGACCACUCUGAAUUGACCCGCACACGCUCAUCGGCCUCCUCUAUUUGUGACCCAUCUUCUCUCCAGCGUCACAGUAGCAUCAACAGUGCUGAUGGGUACAGCCUCUACCGCUAUUACCUGGGCGUUGAUGAGCGUCCACCCGAGGAAAAAGAGGCAGAUCUGAGUAAAACAAUAAGCACUACAAACAUCAACCCAAAGGAAUAUGGCCAGAAUCUAGAGGUAGAUGUUCCAGGGGUGAAAAGACGCCUUGGCUCAUGUGUGGACAUCCGAAUCUUCCCUUGUGAGAAUGGUGUUGAGGCUGAUGGGACAAAGCCAGAAUCACCAAAAUCUUCAGUUCCUGACAACCAGACUUCUUCGGAUAGUGCCACACAGAAAGAAGCCUUGAUGACUGAGAGAGUGAAACUUCAGGCGACUACCUCCUACCCUCUAGAAAAGGUGAAAGCUUUCAAAUAUUAUCCCACAGAAAUACAAAGCACAUCCCCGUCCAGUGUACGAAGGUAUAGGAGCACAAUCUCAUUUGAUCAAACAAGUGGAAAGGAAGCAAAUCAAGAAGGGGAAGGAAUGGAUGGGUCUCCAGCUACAAGACGUUGGAGUGCUAGUUAUGAGUAUAAGGUACAUCCUAGUCUUUUUGGUCAGAUGCCAAAGGUAUCAAUGGUAAGACCAUUGGUAGACCAGAUUGACAAGUUUAGCAACAGUUUCAAGGUAGAGCAACAUUCUGACCAGCCUGAGCAACAGAGGCUGAGAGUUUCUACUAGACACAGUAAAGAGGAGAUGGGAAUGCAAGAUGGAGAGAAGACACUGGACAGUUCAGAUGGACCAAUGACUCAUGAAAGUGUUCAGCUGACAAUAGACAAUGGGAUGACAAAGGGUGGAGAGCUACACUCAGCAGGGGCGAUUGGUAAAGAGGCAUCGCUAGAUGUAGAUCUGGUAAACCGAGAAGAAAGGGGUGACAUAGUAGACCAGCAUCUGGAAGAUACUCAGCAGGAGAUGGGAAAGGAUCCAGAUGAUUCUGAAGGAAGUCUGGGAAAGGAAAAAAGUUCAGAGAAGCAAGAUGGAGAGCAAACAGAGGAGAUAACUACAGGUGCAGGUUACUGUGAUUCUGAAGUCCAAGCUGAUGGUAGCCACCUGCUUCUGCCAGAGGACACAAUGUUCCUCCCUGGAAGAUCAAAGAGCUGGUCCACAAAACCUUGCAAGUCCUUAGAAAACAGUUUGAAAAGAGCCCAUGGAUCGAGCAGUGAAAGAGACCUUGCUGGAGCCUAUGGAGACUCUUCUGAUGAUCCAGAGAAAUCAGCACAGAAGACAACAGAUGAUGUACCUUCAGACGAGCCGUAGCCAUACAUAAAGGGGACACUCUAGAACAAGCCUGGGCAAACUCGGUCCUGGAGGGCCACUGCCCUACAGAGACUGAAUCCCAAAUGGCACCCUAAAUCCUCACGGUCUUCCUCUGAGUCCGCACUUUUGUGACGUAAUGCCGCUUUGACUGCCGGGUAAAGUCCUCUACGUAGCUCGCAGACUUGUGGGCUCAGCUGAAGUGCGCAUCAAAGGCAGCAAAGGGGGCGCUCGCGAGCACCCUUCUGAAACCUAAAAUGAUGAAUGGGACACCCUGUGGUCGCGUGGACUUAACGGGCAUGCGGCAGCCAUUGUAAGUCCACAAGACUGAAAGUGCAUAGAAGUGUGCCAUUUGGGAUUCAGCCAGAGUUUAGCUCCAGCCCUAAUCAAACACACCUGAACCCAGCUAAUCAAUUCCUUCAGGAUUACUAGAAUGCUACAGGCAGGUGAGUUUUAUCAGGGUUGGAGCUAAACUCUGCAGGGCAGUACUGAGUUUGUCCAUCCCUGCUCUAGAAGCAGUCCAAUAGGAAGAUACAUUACUCAAAUAAGAAUAAUACACACAUUAUAUUCCUUAUGCACCUGUAACACUAGAUAUUUACAUUAGCAGUAUGUGCUCAGGUGUCAUGAUCAAGUUAACUGAGUAGCAGAUCUUUGAAACCAUAUCAUCAACUGUUCAUUAACUGUGUGCUUGCAAUUUCCAUCUUUAUAUAUAUAUAUAUAUAUAUAUAUAUAUAUUUAGGGUAUAAAAUACAUUAUGUGACAGUAUGUAACCUUGCUCACUGCUCUGGUCUUCAUCAUGCCAUUUAUGUGUUAUGGUUUAGAUGUUUUUGGAUUGGUAAACAGUAUACAGUAUGAGUAUCAGUAUUAUACAGUAUAAUGACAAUUUAUGGGCUAAAAAGUAAGGCUAUGCAAACUGAACAAGUCAAAAGACAAAAUGAGUCUACCUCAAUGCAAAAUGUUUGAAGUUAGUUGUAUGAGAGGCGCAUUCUGUUUAUUGUUGUGAUAAAACUGUCUAAUAGCACCAUCUACUGUUCUGGAUGAUGAAUUGUUGACAAAAAGAAGAUUAAACUACAGUCAAACCAAAAUUUAUCCAGACACCUUGAACAUUUCAUUCAUUAAUACAGUUUAUUCACUAUAGUUUAAAAAAUUGUAAUAAAAUGUGACAAGAUCUCAGCGUUAAAUUGUGUCAGAAAAAAUAAAUCUUAAUUAUGUCCGAUAACACUUAAGCAAAACAUGGUCAGGUCAAAGUGUCUGAAUAAUUUUUGGUUCCAUAUUUUUUUAAUCAAUUUUACUGGUAGUCCACUAUAUGAAGAAUUUUUGGGUAUAAU